This is a messenger RNA of Culex quinquefasciatus (southern house mosquito), 1744 nucleotides long. Its product is annotated as 3,4-dihydroxyphenylacetaldehyde synthase. The record is from RefSeq and is a predicted model, not a curated record. NCBI's taxonomy places the organism in Eukaryota, Metazoa, Arthropoda, Insecta, Diptera, Culicidae. Gene Ontology annotation, biological process: catecholamine metabolic process; amino acid metabolic process. Gene Ontology annotation, molecular function: aromatic-L-amino-acid decarboxylase activity; pyridoxal phosphate binding. The transcript is spliced from 3 exons. Bases 86 to 1651 code for a protein of 521 amino acids.
AAAAAUUGCUCAAAAAGGACUUUGAAGUUUCUGUAGUGAACUGUGUAAAGUGAAAAUAAAACAAAAAUAAACACAAGGAUCCAGCAUGGCGAAUAUGGACGUUAACGAGUUCCGGGAGUUUGGAAAGGCGGCCAUCGACUGGGUGGCGGACUAUCUGGAGAACGUUCGGGAUAGAGAGGUCCUGCCCUCGGUGGAGCCCGGCUAUUUGCAUAACAUGAUCCCGUCUGAGAUUCCCGAGCACGGUGAUCACUGGAAGUCAAUCAUGGAGGACUUCAAGCGGUGUAUCCUUCCCGGCAUAACCCACUGGCAGUCACCAAACUUCCACGCCUUUUACCCCUCACAAACCUCGUACUCGUCGAUCGUGGGUGAAACGCUGGCCGCUGGGCUGGGUGUCGUUGGAUUUAGCUGGAUUUGCAGUCCCGCUUGUACCGAGCUGGAAGUGAUCAUGAUGAACUGGUUGGGCCAGCUGUUGAAUCUACCCAAGUGUUUCUUGAACUGCGACGAUGGCAACGGUGGAGGCAUCAUCCAAGGAUCGGCCAGUGAGUCGAUCUUCGUGGCCGUGUUGGUAGCUCGCGAGCAAGCCGUUCGUCGGUUGAAGGUGGAACAUCCAGAGCUAACGGAAGCGGAGAUUCGAGGUCGCAUGGUAGCUUACACCAGUGAUCAGAGCAACAGUGCCGUGGAAAAGUCCGGAAUUUUGGGUGCGAUCAAGAUGCGUUUGCUGCCGGCGAAUGACGAUUGUGUGCUGCGAGGAAGUACGCUGAUCAAGGCGGUUGAGGAAGACAAGGCCAAUGGACUGUUUCCGGUGAUUAUGGUUGCUACGCUGGGAACGACCGGAACUUGCGCGUACGAUAAGCUAGAAGAGAUUGGACCGUACUGUAAUGAGAACAAUAUCUGGCUUCACAUCGAUGCUGCGUACGCAGGAGCUUCGUUCUGUCUGCCGGAGUACGCCUGGAUCAAGAAGGGACUUGAGGCGGCCGAUUCGCUCAACUUCAACUUGCACAAGUGGCUAUUCGUGAACUUUGACUGUUGUGCGAUGUGGUUCAAGGAUGCCAACAGAAUCACCGAUGCGUUCAGUGUGGAUCGGAUCUACCUGCAGCACAAGUAUCAGGGACAGAGCAAAGCCCCGGACUAUCGCCACUGGCAGAUUCAGCUCGGUAGACGAUUCCGUUCGCUGAAGGUUUGGGUCACCCUCAAGACCAUGGGAGCAGAGAAGAUCCGAGAGCUGAUCCGAUUCCACAUAAGCUUGGCUCAAAAGCUCGAGGCUUACGCUCGGGCUGAUGAUCGGUUUGAGGUGACUUCCUCCACCCUGGCACUGGUGUGCUUCCGUCUUAAGGGAGAGGAUGCGCUGUCGAAGCAACUGCUCGAAAACAUCACCAAGCGCAAGAAGAUCUACAUGAUUCCGGCAACUUUCCAGGGCAAGUUUAUCCUUCGAUUCAUGAUCGGCGGAAUCGAUCCUCAGCCGGCAGAUAUUGAUUAUGCCUGGAACGAGAUCAAAACACAGACAGAUGUGCUGCUGGGAGUUGACGAAAAUGGUAACGAUGUCACCGUUAAAGAUAUUAUUAAGCAGGAAAUGUUUGAGAAGGAGAAGCCUAUCGGAAUGAUUACAGAAUCCCUGAAUGGGCUUGUGUUGGCUAAUGAAAAGGCAAAGUAGUGAACUAAAUGUUACUUUUUAAGUUAGUGUUAUUUCCCAUGACAAUUUGUUUAAGAUUUUUACUUAGACAUAAGAUUAUCAAAUAAAUAGUUG